AUUUUGUUAUAGAUAUUUGUUUAUUCAACUGAGCUAUCUGAAUUAAUCCAAUUUAGUCUUAUGGUUCGACUAAUAACUCGGUAGUUUGACUAAUAAAUAAAUAAUUCAAUAUUCUAAUCAGUUUAAAGACCGGUUUAGUUUUUAAAACAUUGUUCUAGUUUUCCAUGUGUUUGGAGUCAAAAAAAAUUUAAAAAAUUAUUAUUAUUAUUGUAAUUUUGAUUUUUUUUAUAAAAAAGAUGUAUUAAGGUAGAUAGCAUUUGGAACUUGUAAGGGUGACCUCUGCCUACUUAUCAUGUUAAAUAUGCCACUCGGAUUCUAUUUUGGUGUAAACAGUGAACACCACACAAGUUUAUGGCUAACAUGGUUCAUCCAUCAAACAAUAAAAUGAUAAUUUUCCCUACACAAAUCAUUAUAAUUAAUUAUGGAUGAAGAUAAUUUGCCCCUAAAACUAGCCACACCAAAAUAUUGAUGUCCUAUAAAUCCUUGUACUUUGUUCGGCAACUCGUGCUUUACGCCAUGCCACAAACGACACAAUCUUUGAAAUUUCCUCAAGUGAAUGAAAACAAACAAAGCGGGGUCCAUAAAAUUCCAAAUAUUAAUAAUUCAUUAAUAUAAUUAAACACAUAUCCAAAUAUAGAAAACCAAAUAAAAAUAAUUAACUAUAUUUAUUGUGUGGAACAAGAAUAUAGCACACGUUACAACAAAAAAUCAUUUAAUUAAAAAUCUUUUAUGUCAAUUAAGCUCACAGAACUAGAGAUUCUCAUAUCUCAAUCCUUUCUUUUUAACUUUUUCUUCACUUUAGAUAAGAAUAAUUUCUCUCCCUACAAAUCCUUUUCCUUCAAUUUGUCUUCUAAGAGUUGCACCCUUCAGCCUGCAAUUUGUUUUUGCCACUAACUUCACCUCAACUAGGCAAAACCGAUAUUGAUAGGUUGAACAUCAGCCUUAAAUUCAGAUUUUAAAUCCCGACACUCAUUACCGUAUACAUAUAUGAGUUUUUAGUGGUUACGAUUGUUCGUCUAAUAAAAUAAAAAUUUAUCUCCUUAUUACUUCUGAGUCGAUCUAAAGGUCAAAACCGAUAUUAUUAGGUUGGGAUUUAGCGAUUGAAAAUUAAUAUUAGAAUUUCUAUUCUAACUCUCACGUAUUAUUAGGUUGGACGUCAACAUCAAAAUUUUUGUUCUGAACUCAUUCAUCUGACUCCAGCGCAAUCAAAAUUUUUGUUCUGAACUCAUUCAUCUGACUCCAGCGCAGUAGUGUGUUUGAGUUUUUAGUUGUAUGAUCACAAAUAAAAUAAGUAUUUCAUUUCAUUAUUACUUUUUCCAAUAAUUUUAACUUUUUCAUAUCCAAGAGAAGAAUAAACAUAAAGCAUAUAUUAUUCUCUUGUGAAUUGAAUAGUUUCCACUCUAAAAAGCCACUUUACUUUGUUUCUUCACCAUAUUGUUGCAAGAAAGUAUUGUUAAACUUCAUGGCACCUUCUUCUUCUUUUCCUCUUCGUUGGGAAAGCACAGGGGAUCAAUGGUGGUAUGCAACACCUAUUGAUUUAGCAGCUGCAAAUGGUCUCUAUGACUUAGUCCUUGAGCUUCUUCAUCUGGAUACAAAUCUUCUCAUCAAACUCACUUCUCUUCGUCGAAUUCGCCGACUCGAGACCGUGUGGGACGAUGAAGCUCAGUUUGAAGAUGUUGCCAAGUGCAGGUCUUAUGUUGCAAGGAAGCUUAUGGUUGAGUGUGAGAAAACAGGGAGAGGAGAUAAUUCUCUGGUUAAUUGUGGCUAUGGUGGUUGGCUUUUGUACACUGCUACUUCUGCUGGUGAUUUGGAGUUUGUUCGUGAGUUGUUGAGAAGAGACUCUUUGUUGGUUUUUGGUGAAGGAGAGUAUGGUGUUACUGAUAUGUUUUAUGCUGCAGCUAGGAGUGGGAGUUCUGAGGUGUUUAACAUGAUUCUUGAUUUUGCACUACUAGGGAAAGAUUGUGGUGGUGUUGAAUUGGAUGAAGGUGGUGGUGAUGGUGGUGGUGGAGUUUUCAAGAGGGAGAUAGUGAAUAGGGCUAUUCAUGCUGCUGCUAGAGGAGGAAACUGGGAAAUACUGAAGAAGGAGCUUAUUUUAGGAAGUGCUUUUCAGAUUUUAGCUUAUAGAGAUGCUCAAGGAUGUACUGUCUUGCAUUCAGCUGCUGGAAGAGGCCAGGUUGAGGUGGUAAGAAAUCUAAUUGUAUUAUCACCUGAUAUCAUCAACUCAACUGAUUCACAAGGCAAUACAGCAUUACAUGUAGCUUCUUACAGAGGUUACCUUCCUGUGGUAGAGAUUCUGAUUCAAGCAUCUCCCUCAUUAACAAAGUUAACCAAUCAAAAUGGAGACACUUUUCUUCACAUGGCAGUGUAUGGUUUCACAAGUACCGAUUUCUGCAAACUAGACAAACACACCAAACUCAUGAAUCAGUUACUAUCAACCGAAAAGGUUUCGAACAUGAAGGACGUAAUCAAUGUCAAGAACAACGUUGGAAGAACAGCGAUUCACGUAGCUGUGAUCCAUGAUGUUCAGUGUGAUGUAGUGGAAUCAAUGAUGUCUGUUGCGUCGAUCAAUCUUAAUAUUCGCGACGCGAAUGGAAUGACCCCUUUGGAUUAUUUGAAACAAAGACCGAGAUCGAAAUCUUCUGAAGUUUUAAUCAAACAGUUGAUUUCGGCCGGGGGAAUCUCUAAUUGUAAGGAUUAUAUUACAAGAAACGCGAUAGUGACUCAUUUGAAAACUCGUCAUGGUAUUCAAGGUAGUCCUGGAACAUCCUUUAGAAUAUCAGAUUCUAAAAUAUACUUAUACGCAUGCACUGAGAACGAGAAUUCUUCUGAUAUCGCUAAUACCGAUCAAGCAAGUGUAGAAUCAAAUGCAUACUCAAUCGAAAUAGAGGAUUAUUACGAGUCAGCUGCAGAUUCGUCGUUUAACAGCAAGACUAGUUCUUCCGAUUCUGUUGCAAAACGGUUGAAGAAUCUUCUCAAGUUCAAGGAAUUCAAAGACGACGAUUCUGUUAACAAUUCUCCUAGUUCGAGGAAAAACAAUUCAGAAGAGUUUCCAAUCUCGUUAAGACAAAGAUACUCGAAACAGUGCUCUCUUCCAAACAACAAAAGAACACUUUCUAUAAGGACAUUAUUUCCAUCUCCGUCUGCAAAAAAAUACUUCACCGCAGGCCUAACGCAAGGAGUAAUCAAGGUAAAGCCACAAAAAGAAGGGUCAAUUUUAUCUCAUUCUUCAAGCAAUAAGCAAGAACAUGUCGAUACAAUGGGUCCGGCUUCUUAUUCCAGCGGACAAAUAGCCGAUGGGGGUACCAGCACCCUACAGUUGAACUAUAAUAAGGAGAGAAACUUUAAUAAGAAAUUGAUGAACAGAUAUUUUUCUUUUGGAGCACAAGGUCAGAAUUUGGAAGAUGCUAAUAGUCGUACAAUGUCAAAGCACAGUUCUAAGCGUUUCGGUUUAGUUGCAUAAAUGUUACUAUCUGUGUAUGAGCUUACUAUUUUGUGAACUCCAGUUCGGGUGAAUCCGAGCUUCAAUUCUGGUUGUAACAAUCUUUAGCCAGAUUUUACUUACUUUCGACUUGUUUAGAAGCACUUUAUCAAUGUAAAUUGGACCUAAGGAAACCUGAGUUACUAGACUCAGUAUAGAACUUCAAAUGUGCAGUACCAUAAACCUCAAUACUAUAUAUGUGGGAAUUAAUAA
This is a messenger RNA of Vicia villosa (hairy vetch), 3691 nucleotides long. RefSeq lists its product as uncharacterized. The coding region runs from base 1463 to 3460 and encodes 665 amino acids. The transcript has 2 exons. The record is from RefSeq and is a predicted model, not a curated record. Lineage: Eukaryota; Viridiplantae; Streptophyta; Magnoliopsida; Fabales; Fabaceae. Gene Ontology annotation, molecular function: protein binding.